AUGGUUCGCACCGAGCCGGUCCGCGAGAACCUGGCGAAUCUCAAGCUCUCCUUUGGCGCGUCGCCUGGCCCGGUGGCAGUCCGUGUCCCGGUUGACGCGAGGACGUGACCUGGACGUCGUCGACCCGGACUCGACCGGUGGGAGUCGACCGGUCUCCGCGCGCAGGUCGUACGGCCCACCCAGACGAAGAACGACUUCCUGCUCGCCUAUCGCGGUGUUGCUAUCGGCGACGACGUCGCCAUCGACAAGGGCAAGAAGACGGGCCGGGUCGCGCAGAUGCUGCGCAAGACGCGGCCGUCGCCCCCCUCCCCGCCGCGGUCGAAAAAACGCCAGGAGCCGUCCUGGGCCAGGAUGGCGCCGCCGGCGUGA
Messenger RNA from Pelagomonas calceolata, 369 nucleotides. The record is from the annotation of a GenBank genome assembly. Lineage: Eukaryota; Pelagophyceae; Pelagomonadales; Pelagomonadaceae.